AUGGCUGAACACUUGAAAAAGCCCUUCAAAGACAGUCUGGAUGACAUAAAAGAACAAAUGAAAGAGAGAAGAAAUCAGAUAUUGGCAAAGUUGUGUAAAACUAGUGAGAUCUCCGCUGUAAAGUGCGAAAGUGCAACCGAUCACUCCACGCAAAUAAAGAGCAUCCAAGAAAACAACAAAGCUCUAGCUAAGGCUUUGCAAGAAGAAAAGCUCAAACUGAGGGAUGCCGAGGCUACCAUCCUUCAAUUAAGGAAAGAGUAUCACUAUCUGAAGAUUGAGAUGUUUAACUUACAAAGAAAUCUUAGGUUCAAGCAAGCACAAGGACCUCUUGAGAGUAAACUGUCAGCCUUGAAUGAGAUAAUUUCAGAAGUUUAUUGCAAGUUACUGGAGUCCGUUGAUCUCCUUGGCCCAGCAAAAAAUUUGUGUUCCAUAGGUGUGAAUCGGAGUGGGCUGUGUUCAAUUCUUGGAAAUAGUUCCAGUGUCAUAGGACAAACACAUUCAGUAGGACUUCUACAGUGUGCCAAUGGAGAUGAUCAAGUGCUUCCAAGGGGGAUGGAAGCUGAUAGUGAUAGAAUGGAAGCUGAUAGUGAGAGAAAUGAGCUGGCUCAUUGUCUGUCAGAGGUCUGUGAGGAAUCUGACAAUGCCAUUUCCUUAAUCAAAACAGUUCAAGACAAAGGACGAACAUCUAAUUUUCAUCUGGACAACACAAGGUCAGAGCUAGAAAAUGUUUCUUCAAGUGGAGAGGAUCGAUUUGGUAACGUGCUACCAAAAAGUGUGUCCACCAAGUGUCACUAUUCAGCGAUGAGAAAUCACGAUGGACUUUGCGCUGAGGUCUUGGAUGGUUCGGAAGCACUUAAUUCAACAAAAAAGCUUUCUGAACAGGAUGAAAUUAGACUUGAGGAAAGUCUAGAGAACCAUACUGUAGAAAACAUAAAUUCAGCUAUUUCUCAGUUGAAUAAAACCAAGAUAGGUUCAGAGCUGCUGUUGAGGCAGACAGAUUCUGAAACUGCACAGUUCAACUUAAACAAUAAUUCUGAUCUUAAACGACAUGAGUGUAAAAACAAAGAAGACUCUCAAAUAAGGAAAGAGAAGCAUCAGAAGGGAAAACUGGAAUGGCCUAAAAAUACUUCCAGACAAAGGCCGAAAAAAAUACAGGGUAAAGAGGCUUCCAAAGAAAAGCUGGAUUUCUUGGGUGGCUCCAGUGAUGCUUUUGACUUUCAUUUUGAAGAGUGUGUCCAUGUUACACCUUUUCGACAACGUAAGUUGAUUGACGGAGAUGCUGGUAUGGAUGGCAAAGAGGACUUAUCUGAAACUAGUACUGUCAAGUCAAGUGAUAUUGAAGACGAUUCAGAUGACAGUCUCUAUGAGCCUUACAAGAGUAAACCGAAAAAGAGGAGGAAUUCAGUAUGCAAGCAGGAUACUUUGCCAGUCCAGCCAAGGCCAAAGUCUAAAAGAUGUUUGGCACAGCGUGAGCAGAAACUCCAAAAUGAAAAACAGACUGAAAGCAAUAAAUCAAGUGACAAAUCCAUUAGUAAGCCUCCUGAGCCAUCUUGUGGUCAUCUGUGCGAUGUUACCAGCACCGCUUCAUCGCUCCCCGGCACCGGCAAUGCAGCUAUGGUCCCAGAAGGUGAAGGACCAAAAAGCAAGCGGAGCUGUACUGUUUCUGUGACCUACAAAGAACCAAGUAUUUCAAGGAAACUCAGGAGAGGAGAUCCCUUUACAGAUACAAAUUUUCUGAAUUCUCCACUUUUCAAGCAGAAAAAAAAUGGCAGAUGCUCUCUUAAGAAAAGAUCUCUGACAAAAUACAAUGAGAAAUUUGUUGGUUGUCGUUAA
Messenger RNA from Leptosomus discolor (cuckoo roller), 1833 nucleotides. It is a transcript of the gene SGO1, whose product is annotated as shugoshin 1. The record is from RefSeq and is a predicted model, not a curated record. NCBI's taxonomy places the organism in Eukaryota, Metazoa, Chordata, Aves, Leptosomiformes, Leptosomidae. Gene Ontology annotation, cellular component: nucleus; chromosome, centromeric region. Gene Ontology annotation, biological process: meiotic chromosome segregation.